Molecule: messenger RNA, 3189 nt
Organism: Rhizoctonia solani
Lineage: Eukaryota; Fungi; Basidiomycota; Agaricomycetes; Cantharellales; Ceratobasidiaceae
Product: telomere length regulation protein
Exons: 7
Coding region: 1-3189 (1062 amino acids)
Biological process (GO): protein stabilization; telomere maintenance via telomerase
Cellular component (GO): cytosol
Molecular function (GO): Hsp90 protein binding; telomeric repeat DNA binding
Source: RefSeq, a predicted model, not a curated record
AUGACAACCACGAUCUCCCUCCAGGAGAUCAUCACUCGGCUACGUCAACCCAUCCCUUCACUUGAUGAGCUCCAUUUUCUACUUAGCGCGCCUCUUUUAUCGUUGGGGGCUCAUCCCAAUCCACAAGGGUCUCCCAAACUCGCAACCCCUCCCAGCACGAGACAGCUUGUGACACUCCAAUCUACGAUUCUCGGAUAUGUGUUCCCUGCGUGGGAAGGUCAGACUGAACUACUGUGGCACUUUUUCUGUCCGCCAAAUGGAUGUGGGAGUCUCGUAUUAGGAGCGUUGAACGUGCUGACUGUCCCACCGCUAUCUCCGUCUGCAAUUACGAUUCUCGAAAGAUUUGUGGCAGCCUACCCGUUGGACCAGAUCUGGAGCAUAUUUCACAAGGAGCUGGGAGCGGGAUCGAGUAGCGAGGUGCAGUGGAACGAGACGCUGAAGAACUGGGUUAGCAUCUCCAUCAAAGCCACAAACGCACGUCUAGGAGAGGUGAGAGGUGUGCUAGCUCCGAGAGAGUUUAUGUUAGAGACGUGUAAAGCGACUGAGCGAAUUAUCCAUUCGGUUGCCACGAAUGGCCAAUUUUCGACAGAGACUACAAGUAAACUGGCUCAGACGAUCACAAAACUUGCACAAACCGGACAUUUCGCGGAUGGUCUAUUUUUCUUGGCCACUUUGCGAGCAUGCUUGGCCCAUUGGGACGACAAGUACGGUCGAGUCUGGAGCCAGACGACACAAAACCUACCCGGCACGGUGCUUUUCAGUUUCGUGCAAUCCUUGCUAACAUUCAUCCACCACUCUAUGUCUUUGCCAACAAGCACAGCUGAGGAACAAGAUGGACAACUGACGUACCGUGAAGUUAGCCGGCUAUUCGCUCUGUUCUUUGGGUCUGUGAUCGAGGCUCCUCCGGAAGUGUGGAACGUUGUGCUCGGAAGUGGGCGGUCGUGGAGCUCACGAAUAAGUCGUGCGUUGGUCAGAUGGGCAGUUGUAGCCCAAGCUGAACCGUACGCAACUCGAGUAACGGAGAUUGAUGCAAAUCUUGUGGAUGACGUUCUGCAAAACGAUAUUACUCUGGAACAUGACGACCAGGAGAAUAAUGGACUAUCUGUCCUCUUGGAAUACGUUUUGGCACGAUGGACAGAUUCUCAGCACAUCUCGAGAGCAUUACUGAGUGAACAUCGAUAUCUGACCAGUGUGCUGGUGCUUACGCUUGGCGGGUUGAUCGCCCGCUUUCAGGAGACAUCUGUCCGUGCAACUGAAGGCCUUUCCUCGACGUUCCCCCCAUCUCCGCCGGCUACGACUGACGGAUCAAAACUUCACCCGCUAAUCGUCAAGACAUCGACUUCCCCUACGUUUAUUCGAUCUGUAGGCACGUAUCUAUCUCAUCGAGACGAAGCUGUACGGAGAUGUGGGAUGUUGGUCGCAGAGAUCGUGUCGGGAGGCAAGCUGAACUUUGGGGGAUGGGAGGAUAAUAAUAAUACGGAGAGUGGUGAUAUCGGAAGAGAAAAGAAGGCAGAGUGGCAGGCCUGGGCGCAGGAGUUGCGAACAGAGGCAAUGGACAUAUUGAACACUCUUCGAUACGAAGAAACACAGCCUGCACAAGACCCAAUGAGUCAGGCGCAAAGGAGCUCAAAGGCAGACGAGCCCUCUAUCGAUCCAUCAUUAGCACAGAAACAAAGCAGCGCAGCUGCUGAGCCGGACUCGGAUGACGACUCUUUGGUUGGCUACACCUCGCCCUCUCCUACAUCUUCCCGCGCCCCUUCACCAACCCCAUCAGAGCUGGCAGACCCGACCCUACGACGCCGCCCCAUACCUCGUCCAGUAUACCUUGCAGAACUAGGAGCACUACUUGUGGAAGCGCCAAAGAACGCGGUGGAGGUGCAGCCAGCGGAAGGAUUCGGUCUGGGGAACAAAACGAGGAGAGGAAUGGGGAUCACGGGAGGAAGAGGUGGUGGGGAUGCAGAAGACGAGAAGGCCAGGGUGGAGCUGGCGCUGGAAGUCGGGGCGGAGCUUGUGAGGAAGAAGAGGGGGUACGGAAGUGAACUCGAGGAAAACGCAAUCAAUCUGGCCUACCUGUUUAUGGGGCUACAAGACAACUAUGAGCUAGAUAGAUUCGAGGAGAGGAGGCAAAGUGUUCUGGUUGCGCUGGUCGCAUGCUGUCCGACCAAGGCUGCCCCAACGAUCAUUGAGCAGUUCUUUCACCACCAAUACUCUACUUCUCAGAGAUUCACAAUGCUCAAUGCGCUGGCGUUAGGUGCGCGCGAACUUGCGGGCCUGCCCAUUCCUCCGCCUCCUAGUGACACAUCCAAACGCCCGCGAGUCGACUUCCCAAGCAAGGUUCUGCCUGAGGCCGCUCAUUUGAAGUAUAUGCGCGAAAGCGAUCUUCCUCCACCAGCAAAUCGUAUCGAAGGGCCUAGGAAACAGUUGAUAGAAGGGAUGGGUUCUCAAGUAUCCACCCUCGUGGACGAUCUGAGUGGCAUGGCGAUCAGGCGUAGUAAAGAGGAGACCGAAGAGUCUAUACCUCAGAUUGUUCGCGAAAGGUCGCUGCGUGUCGGUCACAAACGAGCGCCGGGCGUCACUCCGGCCGGUUCAGACUCCCAGUUGAAACUUGGGUAUCUCUCUAGCCAAACCCCGGUUAUUCCCUUCGCGCAAGUGGCAGCUGAAUACUUUGUCAGCCCAUUGAUCCAUCGGUUCUGGGCUCACCUCCAAUCAUCAAUGACGCACGAAGCCUACGCGAGAAAUGGAGGGCAUCUGAAGGCGGGGGCUGGGACAGGGAUGAUUCUCAGUCCACUUGUGAUGGCCCAUCUUUUGGGAACUUUGGCCGUUCUACUCCAUGCUGCGAGACAUUCUCCACCUUUCCUGCACGUCUUGGCCCCAGAUGCAGCAGAACUGGCACUGGCCGUCGGUACGCGACCACUUUCGCGUAACGGCGGCGAAGAAGGAACUGAAGCCGGAGUCAUAGCGGGAGCACUGGAGCUCGCACUCACAGUUCUCGAUAGCGCAUUGGAGCUAGACGAGGGACAAACUUUUGCUCUGGAGAAGGCAGAUUUGUUGCUGGGAAUAGGACAGUGGGCAUCAACGGUGUUUGAGGGAUUGGAUAAAGGCGAACGUGCGCCUGGGGUCGGAGGAAGGGAUGAAGAAAGGGCCGUGAGGCUAUCUGCAGGUUUGGUGCUGACAUGCGAGAGGAUUUAG